AUGGCCCGCUAUACCCAAGUGCUGCGAAACUUUGACAUAGUUAUCAAGCACAUACCAGUUGUGUUGAAUCCUGUGGCUGAUGUGCAGUCGUGUUUGGGCUACCACAUUGACCCGAUCAUGCAGGCGCGGAGUGCUCCGGUUGAGGAACGAGUCCAUUGGAGUGAUCCGGUGGUGGUGGAUCCAAAGACGGAGUCCUAUGCCUUGAGUGAGAGUUGGUUUACCAAGUUAUGGGACAAGUUUGGCUCAUUCGAUGCGGAAGGAUUUGCACAUCCAACCAACUUUCGUAUGAAGCCGUUUUACCAGCCUACGCUGGCUUGGGGGGUGUUUGCUUUGCGCACCUGGAUGGGUACAAGGUGGUACUUCAACCCUAAGUGGUCAGAUUAA
Molecule: messenger RNA, 384 nt
Organism: Sphaeroforma arctica JP610
Lineage: Eukaryota; Ichthyosporea; Ichthyophonida
Exons: 1
Coding region: 1-384 (127 amino acids)
Source: RefSeq, a predicted model, not a curated record